Messenger RNA from Cyprinus carpio (common carp), 1552 nucleotides. Its product is annotated as cytoplasmic dynein 2 heavy chain 1-like. The record is from RefSeq and is a predicted model, not a curated record. The coding region runs from base 253 to 558 and encodes 101 amino acids. Lineage: Eukaryota; Metazoa; Chordata; Actinopteri; Cypriniformes; Cyprinidae. The transcript has 5 exons.
ACCAAAAGCAUAAAUGUAAAUGACUAUUAGCAUUGCUUUUUCUGUCUUUCUCUAUUAUGUUUAUUAUUUCUGUCUCUCUAGAACACAUUUCCAGUGCUGUCUCUCUGUCUGAAUGACUCAGACCUGUGGCUCACGUUCUCACGCAGUUCCUGCUGCGAACAGGAAAUCCUGUCUCCCAUUGCCAAGAAGAUCUCCCUCUUUCAGCAGGUGUUGGUGGUUCAGGCGUUAUGGCCGGAUUGCUUACAGAUUGGUAUGGCAGCUUAUGCAUCCCAAGCUUUGGGGAUGAGGGAACUGUGUCCUCCUCAGCUGAAUCUGAAGCGUCUGUAUGGAGAGACGCUGGAGUCUGAGCCCGUCAUACUGAUCAUCUCUGCCGGCGCGGAUCUAUCUCAGGAGCUCCGGGAACUCGCCAGUCAGAUCGUGGUGCGAGAAAUCUUCCAUGAGGUGGUGAUGGCUGUCCUUGAAGAACCUGCACCUGGUCACAGCGUGGCUCCCCCUGCUGGAGAAGGAGCUCAACAGUAUGAAACCCAAAGCCAGCUUCAGAUUCUGGUUGACUGCUGAGGUUCAUGUGAAGUUCACUCCUGUACUGCUCCAGUCCAGCCUGAAGGUCACCUAUGAGGUCAGUGUGUGUCAAAUAUAAUGUAUUCUCUUUUUAAUGAACCAAUUUUGAUUUUUACAUUUUAAAUCUACUGUAUGCUGUUUUGGGUUUAUGCAUCAACAAAACUUGAAACAUUAUUUUUAGCAUGCUUCUUAUUCAAUAAUGAUGUUUAUUAAUAAAAUGAUUAUUUAAAAAUCAGUAAAGACAUCAGUAAAGCAUUUUGUAAACAAUAUGUCACAUUAACCUCAGGAAAAACAUUCAGUGUCCAUAUAAUCAAGAUCAGAAUUGAGAAUCGAAAAGCUUGUGGUUUGACAUCGAUUUGACAUUUGACCAUCGCUGGAAUUCAGACAGAGCUCUUGAAUCUGUUUGGGCAAUUAAUUCAGACUCUGAAUUAAAAUACUUAGCCUUUGAAGAGAUCCAUUUAAUUAACUGAGGCUUUUGCUUUUCUCUUUCAUAAUGUCUCUCUCUCCUAAAGUGGGCCGGAUCUAAUAAGCUGUGUAGGAGAGAACUAAUUCAAAGUGUCUCUUGAAAGGAUUUUGUGAAAGAAGCAGGAUGUUUCUUGCUUCACAGUUAAACUAAACUAUAAAAUGGCAUUAUUUUGAUGAUUGUGACGUCACAUAGGCUCUUUAACAUAUUGCCACAUAAACACUUAUUCAGUAUUCAGCGACGUGAUGUGACUGUGAACUGUGCAUAAAGGUCGGUGAUUAGCAGAGAUCAUUUCAUGGUCCUAAAGAGACUCUUUUUGGUGGUAUAUGGACUUCAGUGUGAAAAAUGAAAUGCUACAGAAGUGUCAAUCAUGAGCCUUUUGAAGGAAAUGGAAACCAAAGGUUUAUAACAGCCAUUAUAGAAAAACAUGGUGUUAUUUUCACCAGGGAUCUUGACACAAUCAUCACAAUCAGCAGCCGUGCAGAUCUCUGUUUGUCCAGGAAACUAGAUUUUACUAGUGCUGUCUCAAUG